CAUUCUGCUUUCUUAAGAUUUACAGCCUUGGAAACCCUAUGGGGCGGUUCUACUCUGCCCUGUAGAGUUGCUAUGAGUUGAAAUCGACUCCAUGGCAAUGGGUAAAUAGUUCAAAACGUAAUUCAAAUUUUACUUUUUUUAUGAAAACUCUCUCUCUCCUCCAAUAAACCAAUCAAUAUAAUUGAUACUCACUAAUCUUUCUCUGCCACUACAACUACAAUUCCUGUGGGUCUAGGACCAGGUCUAAAUUUCAGUCCUUUUUUAUACACCGCAGCUAGACCAGUAGUAAUAGAAAUGAUGGCUUUUGUCUAUUGAGUUCACUGUUUGAAGCACUUUAUGUAUUCUGUAUUAAAUCAUUUUAGCUUCACAAAGUCUUUGAUGUUGACAGUGUAACUAAUGUAUUUUACAAAUGAGGAAACUGAGUUAACAUACUUGUGCUAAACUAUGUAGCUAGUAAGUGGCGGAGCCAGGAUUUGAACAUGGCGUUUAUCCUCAGCCCUGGCUCAAUCUUAACCACUGUGGCAGUAGUUCUCAACCUGGGGUGAUUUUGUUCUCAGGGGACAUUUGGCAAUGUCAGGAGACAAUUUUGGUUGUCACAACUGGGAGUGAACGACUCUGGCAUUUAGUAUGUCAAGACCAGUGACGCUGCUAAACAUCCUACACAAGAAGACAACCCACCAUAACAAAGAAUUACCCCAUCCAAAAUUUCAGUAGUGCCGAGGUUGAGGAACCUUGCACUAUGGCCUAGAGCCUCAAAUAGUCAUCAGAAUCAGUGUUUCUCAAACAGUCUGUGAUUUUCAAGCUACUGUUAUAAUUGUUCCAUUUAGAUCAGGAUGCCUGGCAAAGCAAAUGCCUCCAAGAAAAAGUCUCAACAGUUAAAAAGAAACCCAAAAAGAAAAAUUGGUGAUGAGGAAGUGGAGUUGUCAGAGAAAGAGGUUAGAAAAAUAGCGAAAAACAAACAACCAAAGCAUCCAUCUUCUGAAGUGACAGGAAAAACAAAGCAUACUAAUCUAAAACAGAUAAAGAUACCAUCCAAGAAGAGAAAAACCUGGCAACCUCUUUCAAAGAAAAGCAGAGAAUAUUUGCAAACUAUGAUGGAAUCAGUAAUAAUAUCAAUUUUGAGUAACACUGUUAAAGAAAAGGAACAAAUUCAGUAUCAUCUUAACUACCUGAAAAAAAGAUUGCUACAAUUGUGUGAAACCCUGAAAGUCCCUCCCAAAAAGCUGAGACAUUUAACUAAUGUGUCAAGUCUACUGAAAAUGGAAAUGGCGCAGCAUAGAGCUAAUGAAGAAGGUCUGGCAUUAUUGCAGGAAGAAGUAGAUAAAAUAGUGGAGACCACAGAGUCAAUGACUGAGAAUAUUCAGAGCCUAAAGAACAAAAUUCAAAUUCUGACAACUGAGAUGGAAAAAGAAGAGGAGAAGGUAAAACAGAUGCUUCAAAUGGAUCGUAGUGGGGUACUCUGUCUUCCAGAACUUCCUCAGAACAGUCUCAGAGCACCCAUACUUCAGGAAGAAAUUUUGACGCUAAUUCCAAACCAGAAUGCUCUUCUAAAGGACUUGGAUACUCUUCACAAUUCAUCCCAGAUGAAGAAUAUGCUAACUUUCAUCCAAGAAGCCUAUAACAAACUGGAUACCUCUUAAAGUUUUUAUAUGAGUUUGUUUUAUAUUAAUUUAAUAUUUGUGAAUUUGUAAAACUGUUAGCCUACAAUGAUAUUACAUAAGCUGAGACUUCUGUGGGUAUUAUUAUCCUCUAAUAAUUACAUGUACUUCCAAGUCAGAUUAUGCAGAUCUACCAUGAGCAUUUAGUGUAGUCCUGGAAACUGGUUUAAUAGCUGCCAGUUCUGGGAUAUCAUGUUUGUAUUGGUAUAUCUCCCGUUGUUUGCCUGGAACCGUAAGAUAAGAACAGCCGCAGUCUGAUAGAUUAUAAUGGCUGAAUGGAGCUCAUUAUUGGUUAGUGGAGAUAAAGUGUGAUAGUGUGAGUUAAUAUAUGUAAAAUGUCUAUAGUGCCUAGUUCAUAGGAACGUAAGUGUUUGUUAUGAUUAUUAUUUAGCUGAUGGCUUGCAUUUUGUGUUUGGCCAUCUGGAUCUUAAGAAAUCCCCAAAUGCCUUGACUCUCUUACAUAACUCCCUAGUCUUUUUGUGGAGUGGUUUAAAUUUACCAGAUGUCUUUAACAUUUUUCGUAUGUUGUAUUACUGAGUAGAUGUUGAAUAUUUAUUUUCACUGAUAUCAAAGCAUACUUUUAUUAUAGAAAAUUAUUAAAAAGGAACUUAAGCAUUUACAAUUUAUAGUGACUCCUUAAAACAAAAAAGUUUCUAUUUUUUUCCUCAUUUUAAUAAUAAGUUUAUAUAUGUGAAUAAAUGAUCACUUAAAUAUAUAAAAAUAAUUUCUAACCAACUAUACUCUUUGAGAGAGCCCUGG
This is a messenger RNA of Trichechus manatus latirostris (Florida manatee), 2417 nucleotides long. RefSeq names its product centromere protein Q (gene CENPQ). Bases 834 to 1640 code for a protein of 268 amino acids. The record is from RefSeq and is a predicted model, not a curated record. NCBI's taxonomy places the organism in Eukaryota, Metazoa, Chordata, Mammalia, Sirenia, Trichechidae. Gene Ontology annotation, cellular component: nucleus. The transcript has 9 exons.